CCUCAGCCAGGCGCGUGUAGGGCGCAUGCGCACGACGCCCGCCUCGAGCGCCUGGUUGGAGACUCGUGCGGUCGAGGCCCAGAGGGAUCCGGGAAUCCGUCGGUGAGCUCGUUUCCAUCAGAUUUCCCCUGAUUGAGCGAGCAGCAGGAAUCGUCAGGAUGUACACCGCCAAAAAAUGUGGGAUCCGAUUCCAGCCCCCCGCCGUAAUCCUCGUCUACGAAGGGAAGGCGACGAGCCAAGUUCGACAGCGAAUCAUGCCGGUCCGAAACUUUUCCAAAUAUUCAGACAGCAGAAGAGCCGCCGAACAGCUGAAGAACAACCACCGGCACAGGGAAUACCUGGAGGACGUAUCCCUCUGCCAACUGGAGAGAUUAUUCAGUGUCCUAAGAGGUCACCUGCGGGGACGGAGCGUGGCCCAGACCGCGGGACAGCUCCAGCGGGAAACGACCGUGGAUCCCGAGGAAGACCUCAACAAACUGGACGACGAGGAGCUCGCCAAGCGCAAGAGCAUCAUGGACGAGCUCUUCGAGAAGAACCGGUUGAAGGAAGACGACCCCAACUUCGUCUACGACGUCGAAGUCGAAUUCCCUCGGGGCGAGCAGGCCUGCGGCUGGGACGCGGAGUCCGCCGACGAGGAAUUCUGAUCCCGGGGCCGGGGAAGGGUCCGCGGGGACAGGAGGAAGAACGGGGAGCGGAGGGGGACACGAAGGGCCCGGAAGGGCCGGGGGACGGCGUUCGUCCUAGGCAGGCGAUGAAGAAACCGACGGCUGACAUUGUCUCAUUCGUUCGCUCAUCCAUUCGGUCGUAUUUAUUGAGCGCUUACUACGUGUAGAGAGCAGCGUGGCGCAGUGGAAG
Molecule: messenger RNA, 855 nt
Organism: Tachyglossus aculeatus (Australian echidna)
Lineage: Eukaryota; Metazoa; Chordata; Mammalia; Monotremata; Tachyglossidae
Gene: CEP19
Product: centrosomal protein 19
Exons: 3
Coding region: 159-644 (161 amino acids)
Biological process (GO): microtubule anchoring at centrosome; trans-Golgi to periciliary membrane compartment transport
Cellular component (GO): spindle pole; centriole; centrosome
Source: RefSeq, a predicted model, not a curated record